GCACUGAUUCUCUGUGUGCUUAUGGCAGGUGUUUAUCAGCGUGGAGAACACUGGUUCACCGCAGUGCGUUGCUUCUGCAUUACUGUUAUCACAGAAAGGCUCUGACACUCAAGACAUGCUUACAGCAGUGGAGCAGAUCUCUACAGCUACACUGUCUUCAAAAGGAGUUCCUCAUCCACCAGUUUCAUACAAGACAGAAAAACACAGGUUGUACGAUGAAAGUGUUCAAAUGGAAAACACGAUUUUCAGCGCUAGAACUAUCAUCCAUGCUACUUCUCCACAACACUCUUCAUAAGUGGACAGAGAUAUUAGUGAAACAACAGUUGGCACAAUCUCACAGAUCAGCUCAAGAUAGAGCUGUUCAGCGGGCUGUUCUUGUGGAGUGGUACAGACACACUCAGGCUGUUUUCUCUGAUGCAGUUCUGCUCUUCACAGCCAAACUGGCUCAUCUUCAUCCAUCCUCAUCUUCCUCACCCUGUUCUGUAUCCACUGCAUUACCUCAGGGUUCUCUGGUAGAAUGUAAAAACUGCACAGCAGAAGAUGAUAGUUUGGAGCGAAGUGUGUUGACACCUAGAGAGCAACACUGCCCUCUACAGGCCACAGAAUCACAGCACAGCCACAUGUCAUGGACCGCAUCAGAGGAGCACAGAUCAUUUAUCAGUAAAAUCUCUGAGGAAUAUAAAGACCCAGGAGAUGAGAGAAUGGCUCAUAGUUGUUUCUGGAGCUCCUAUGAUCACUGCAGACUUUGCAGAUCAAAGGUUGUGCUACUAAGAGCCCUCGGCAGGAUGAUGCAUCCUGAUCUGAGUCUGCCUUUUUCCCAGUGGAGGAGUCUAGUGCACACUAACAGAGAGAUGAGGCUACGGGGGGAUCUCUGUAGAAAAAGCAGGAGAUGUAAAGACCUGACUGUGGCAUUCAGGGUGUGGAGAGCUCAUACACAAAUACACUGCAGGGCUGUCCGGCACUGGGAGAGGAGGGUGAUUUUUCACACUGUCAUUCAAUGGAAAUUAAUGGUUUCGCAGAGAUGCAGGAAACGCAUGUUGGAACAACACGCAACGCUUACCCAUGACACCAAUCUACUCAGACACUGCUUCUGUACAUGGACCAGAAUGGUCGUGGGGCCGCACUGCGAGCAGCAGAAGUGUGCUGUUGAACAGAUGGAGAGACACAGACUGAACUUGAGCUUCUCCACGUGGGUAACAUGUGUAAGCCAGCAGCAGACUGCCAGAGCCGUUUAUAUCCGCACAUUACAGAACAGAGUGUUUGGGGCAUGGCUGAGGUGUGUGCAGGUCUGUAAGCAGAGGCAGGCGUCAGCUCUGUUCUUUUCACACUACAGACUCUUGCGUGUCUGUUUCUGUCAGUGGAGAAUCAUCUGUGCUCAGCAGCAGCUCUCCAACAGCAUACGACAACACAGACUCCACCUUAGAGUCAAAGUCAUCUUACAGCAGUGGAGAAAACAUGAAAACUAUCGGGCCCAUCGACAGGCUCUUCUGUGUGAGUAUGAUGAGAGGAGGAAGAUUGUCAUGAAGAGAAGAACAUUUCUCAUGUGGAGCCAGGCAGAAAAAUAUUUCAGAAGAUCUCAGCAUUAUCACCAAAGAGUCUUAAAACACAGAUAUUUCUCUCAGUGGCUUCAUGAGUUCAGCAUGCUGUGCAUAAGCAGAGAACUGGAGGAGGUCAGGACGCAGAGAAUACAGCAGAGAGCUUUCUGUCUCUGGCAGCUCAAAGAGGGGAAGCUCAAAGAGGCUCAACUGGUGAUGCAUCGGUGGAGACAGCACAUCUCACGAGCCAGAAAGCAGAGAAACAUCAUGCAGACCAUGAAGAACAUGUUCCUGUGUUGGAAAGCAGCUUUCAGACAGAGUGUCAGGAGCAGAGAACACUGUACACAGAGACAGCAGAGGAGGGUUCUGCUGGCAUGGUCCAGACACACAGUAUCAGAGCAAAGACUGAGGUACAGAGAGGCCUGGUUCCAGUACAGCAGUGAGAUGAGACUGUUGGCUGCUGUAUUCAUGCAGUGGAGAAGAGCUCUGAUCCAGGGUCAGCAGAAGAAGUGUACAAUGGAGAGCCAGCUCAUCAUCUAUCAGAGAAGAGCUUUUCAUCGCUGGAGAACUGCUGCCACAGAAUGUAGAGCGAUUCAAACAUUGAACAACAGAUUACUUCACAAGUGGUUCAAGCAUUGGACACAUAGCAGGGAUUUGUUGAAAGUUGCAGACAUGUUUUGUGUGAAGAAGGAAAGAAGUGAAGCCCGGUUAGCUCUAAGGACAUGGUCACUGUGGGCCAAAGAUCAUAAAGCUCGGAGGCAGAUGGGGGAGGCUGUGAGUCUCUGGCUAGAGGGAAGAGGAGUAUCUAGAAGUUUCCAUCAUUGGGUCAGAGUGUACCAACAAUAUCAGAAAGCUUCUCAACACAGACAGACACAGCUUUCACACAGAGCUGUGGAGAGAAGAGUUCAUGGACUGACCCAUCUGUACUGGACCUGUUGGAAAAACCAAACUGAAGCAUCAUUGCUGUAUACACAACAAAAUGAGCACUCUGUGCUGCAAAAAGCCUGGCUUACCUGGAGAAAGAGACGCAUCAGGAACAGAGUGUCAGCUGAUCACUCAGCCACCUUUAACAGCAUGCUAUUAGCCCAGGUUUUGCAAGUGUGGUGGCAGCGAGCCCAUGGAUCAGCCUUUGAGCCCUAACCAGUUCUGUUUGUUUACAAGCAGAGUAUUAAAAGAUGGAAACCAGCCAAUGCGGAUCAUAGCAGACUGCAGUAACUCCAGACAUCACAACAACACCUCCAAAAUAAUUCAGUAACACUUUAACAACACAUUUACAUUUCUAUCAUUUCAUUCUGUGAUGUAAAAUUCUCCUAAAUAUUUAUUAACCACCCCCAUCCACAUUUGAAUAAAAAAAGAUGUUAUUGUAUUGAUCAACCCUAGUGAAACCUAUAGCAAAAUGUAUUUAAAAUACAUUUAUUUCAUACUAAGUAUACUACAAAUCCAUUAACAUAUUUACUGACAUAGCGCUUGAGACUUACUGAUAUAAAUAUUAUAAUUAAACUUUAUUUGGAGUAGUUUAUUGCACAAUGCACAUUUCUUAAUAUUAAGCCUACAAUGUGUUUUAAUAUCACUAUUAGUAAGGAUAGUAUGAUCUCUGUAUAAUGUCAGUUUUUAAAUGCAAGAUAUUUGAAGUGUACCUAAAGUAUACUAGCAAUAUACUUGAAGUUCCCCUGUGGUGAAAAUUGAGAUUUUGUCGUUGUUUAUAUGUCUAUGUGGUGUUUUUAAUAUGAUUUAAAACAAACCAUGUGCAAAUUCAUGUCAACACCAUUGCUGAGUAUUUUCUCUUUAAAACUGCAGUGAACCAAAGAAAGUCUCAAAAACCUGGUUUGAGAUCGCUGGUGUUUCUGACGUCACAAACUACCUUGUUGUAACCAAUCACGAGUCGACAACGUGAUCAUGAUCAAGUGGAUCUCUGAGCCGGUCUGAGUUAGUGGAGGCAGGGCUCAUUUGCAUAUUCAUAGAACUGUGUAAACUAAAUGAUGCUAGGGUGUAGUUACAUUCAAGCUAUUUUAAGGCAUGAAUCAUUUUUUUAAGGAAAAAAACUUUUAAAUAUGUCUUUUUGGUGGUCAAAGAUGAGUUUUAAGGGUC
This is a messenger RNA of Rhinichthys klamathensis goyatoka, 3623 nucleotides long. Its product is annotated as protein SFI1 homolog. The coding region runs from base 216 to 2675 and encodes 819 amino acids. The transcript has 17 exons. NCBI's taxonomy places the organism in Eukaryota, Metazoa, Chordata, Actinopteri, Cypriniformes, Leuciscidae. The record is from RefSeq and is a predicted model, not a curated record.